GAUUUUUUUAUCAUCCGAACCAAUGGGAAACUUUAUUUCUCCCGAUUGUAUCUUCUGAACGAAGAGAUUUAGAGGAAAAUCGCACGAGAAAGUUUUGUAGGAAAUUCAAUUUGAUACAGAAAAGGUUUUUAUGGGUCUUUUUGUUAGAACGAGUUGUUUUUGAGAUUUUUCUACUUGAAGAUAUUUGGAUUUUAUUCAAUGUAGUCCGAAAAUCCCCAAUAUUUCUUUUGGUCCUUUGGAUCUUCUAGGAUAAAGGUCCUAGCCAAAAAUGCCUGAAACAUUUUUUCCAGAGAAUUUAAUUCUUCAUAAAAACCAUCUCCUGGCAUUUUCCUCUAAAUCCCCUAGUUCUCCAGAUAUUUCCCCUCAAAGGAAAUUCCUCCCACCUCCCCAAAUUUUCAAACUUCCCAAAUAAUUAUAAACAAAUUUCCUUCCCAAAAAAAAGAAAUCCAAUAUCCUCCCCCCUCUUUCAAUUAAAAUAGCAUCUCAAAAGCAAUUCCGCCAAAAUUCCCCUCGAAUUCCCCUCCAUAUCCAAAAUUCCCUCUCUCUCCCUAGAAUUAAUAAACCUCAUUACCCACCCCCCCAGCCCUCCUCAUCGCCAUCAACAAAGAAAUCCUCAAGGUCCACCUCUCUCCUUGACAAUCCCCCCAUCGCCAAAUCCCAUUCACAAAAAAAAAGCCGAAAAACACGACGGCGAAGAGUCCCCAGUAGUGGGGCAAAAUGUGCGACUCCAAUGAAAUAUUUCCGGGGGAGGGGGGAGGCGCCUGGUUGUCGCGCAAACUCGUGUGUCUUCGGCUCUCUCCCAUAAUUCUCCCGAGGGCUAAAAGGGACACACGAAGAAAGAAAGAAGCGUCACCAGCGAAAAAUCGUUAAAACACGCGUUGUCGAGGUCCAAACAACAGACAAUUAGUUGGUUCAAGUGCAAAAGUGUGUGAAAAAAAUAAAAAAAAAAAAAAAUUGUUGAAGCAAAUCCUCUCCUGUGUCUGUGAUACCCAGUGAUCUCCCACGUGGUUGUGCAUAUCCCGGUGAUUCUCGAGAUUGCGGAUAAUCAGUGAUGUUUACAAGUGAAAGUGGAAAAAUCACGAAAAUCGAUUCACUGAGGGAGAUGGAGUGGACGAGGGAGAAGACGUUGGAGCUGCUGAGGGAGUACCAGGCGAGGACUGUCCUCUGGGAUUGGAAUGCACGUGGUUACAGAGACAGAACGAAGCGAAAACGCGCCAUUCAGGAAUUAGCUGAUCUCCUGGGGUGCAAUACACUCGAGGUGGAGAAAAAAGUGACGAAUCUUAAGUGUCAGUACUCCAGGGAGGUCCAUAAAAUACAGACGAGCAAGGAAAAUGCUAGGGGUCCGGAGGAUGUUUACGUUUCCAAGUGGUUUGCCUUCAAGGCCAUGCAGUUUCUGCAGUUCGGAAGCAGGCGGUACAGCUCCAGGAAGAAGAAGGUCGAAGACACGAUAAUGGGUAUGCCUCGUCCUGAGGACACUCCCCACAUAAAAACCGAGGAGGAGUACAUAGUCUCGGACAUAGAUCCCGAGAGUAUAAGACCGUAUUACGACUGUCCGGACGAUGAAAAUGUCUCAGCAACUGGUUCUUACAACGCCUCCCCCUUGGAAGACGAAGAGUCCUCGUCCUCCAGCCUAAAACAUCCCCUCGAGCCCUGGCACAACAGUUUUCAUGAUGAAAAUCUUCCCAAUGAUUCUCAGAAGGAGCCAAUAUCCAAGGAAAUAUCGUCCAAUGAUCGUAAAAGACUCAGAGACGAAUUUUCAAAAUUUGGCGAGAGGGUCGACCUCGAACUGGAGACUUCUAGAUCACCGGGAAGAUACUCAAUGAUCUUGGAGGGUUUCCACGACUGCAGGAAAUUGAUUCUUGAAUUGAUUUUGGGGUAUGAAAAGGGGGAACUUAAUGGGGAGGUAAUAAAAAGUCAUUUGGAUUAUCCGGAGCUCCCAGAGGUGCUCCAAGGUCAUGACUGUGAGGCCCUCGGGAAGGGGACGAUAUGCCUUAUGGAUAUGGAGGGACAGAGGGUCGAGGAAACAGCUGCGAACACUUUCUUCCUCGAUUUCGAUGAAGUCUUUUAUGAUAUUGAUGAUCAGGAAACUGAUUAUAAAUUUAAUAUCUAUGGGCACACCUAUUAUCCUGCGUAUUUGAGUGUCAGCCCUGAAGGGACUAAUAUCCCUCAAAUUAGUGAGAUGACCUUCAAAUACCCUCCGUCACCGAUUUUAUCGCAACCGGAAGCGGUUUCGGAGGACAUCCUCUGUGAUUUGGAGUAUAAAUCGAGAGAAUGCAGUGACAGACCUUUAUUCUGCGAAUGUCUGCAGAUUCUCGAUGUUCCGCCCAUGGAAAAUAUCGAUAUCGUCUUGAUUAAUAAAGGUAAAGGUGGCAACAGUAGUUUCGUCUUCCAUUUGCACGGCUACUCGGCAGCCAUUUUGUCGUCGAAAAAAUUCGACCGUCCGAUCGAAAAGUCUGAGAUAAUAUCCCUGGAGGGUUUGGGAAAAUUGCCCCGAAAUUUUGAAACUCCAGUGAAGAAGGACACAUUCGUAGUACCGAACAAGGGGUACGUUAUCGUUCGCCUACUUACCGACAGUCGGGGUUACUGGCUGUGGGAAUCUCGGGCGACUGGAGUCUCUCCGGGUACAAGAGGCCCCGGUAUGCAAUUCCUCAUGCGGGUAGGGACGAGGGAGAGCUUACCGACAGUUCCCCUGGACUUCCCCACCUGCGGUAACCACAAAGGACCAGAUUUAAUUUUCGAUAACGAGGAUUAAUACAUUUUAACAUAAAUUGUUUCAACUUUUGGAAUUAAUUAUUUAUUAAUGAGUUGUAACGUACAUUGCGAACUACAAGAUGAAAAUAAAUUAUUAUUUAUAAAUAGAAAGUA
This is a messenger RNA of Diachasmimorpha longicaudata, 2865 nucleotides long. RefSeq lists its product as uncharacterized. NCBI's taxonomy places the organism in Eukaryota, Metazoa, Arthropoda, Insecta, Hymenoptera, Braconidae. The record is from RefSeq and is a predicted model, not a curated record. The coding region runs from base 1052 to 2752 and encodes 566 amino acids. The transcript is spliced from 5 exons. Gene Ontology annotation, molecular function: copper ion binding; oxidoreductase activity.